Messenger RNA from Leptomonas pyrrhocoris, 835 nucleotides. RefSeq lists its product as hypothetical. The coding region runs from base 407 to 835 and encodes 142 amino acids. The transcript has a single exon. The record is from RefSeq and is a predicted model, not a curated record. Lineage: Eukaryota; Euglenozoa; Kinetoplastea; Trypanosomatida; Trypanosomatidae.
GCGGAGUUGCGGUGAACGAUGCGGACAACGGGACGAUAAAUCUCAUUAUUAUCCCCAUUCGGCGCCACAUAAAUAUGUAACUGCGCACUCGUCUUGCGGCUGUGGUGCUUCUCCUCGGAACCGCAGUGCUCUCGUGCAGCGUUACCGUCUCCGCCGUCAACAUCUUCGACUACACCGUCACCGCCAUAAUGUCGAGUGAGCUCCCUUCCCUCUCUGCCCAUCAUUGGACCCACUAGACUACCCUAUGCCACUCGCCUAACACCAGUCGCACCAUUCCUUUAAUGCACGUGCUCAACCGCGUCUUCGUCUAAGUAUCCUCCUCCGACAUGCGUGUCGUCUUCUUCGCGUGGAACAGCACCUCAUUUCGUGUGAACAACCUCGGCUUUCUUUCCCUGACGUGGCACGGAUGUGCGACGACUGUGUCCGCGUGCGCGAGGAUGCGCCAGACUGUGUGUGGUGCCCGUCGACGUCUGCGUGUGCGUCGCGCGCGUUUGUGUCGGAGUUGUGCCCGCGCGGGCAGUGGGCGAUGCGCGCCGAUGAGGCUGGUGCCGCUGCGCAGAAGUUGUACAGCGUGUUUGUGGACUUUACACCAACCGCGAUGGCAUACUUCAGUCGGUUUGAUGGCGUGGAACAGACACCAGUUCAGAAUAACACGUUUGCGCUUCCCCGUUCGGUCAACUUGUUCACAAACCCUAGCGCGCUCUUCCCCAUCAAGCUGUCGGGGCUUCCCUUUCUCUACUCAAAGCGCUUCCUUCAACUGCACAAUGGUGCAGCUGAAUACAUGUGCCGAUGGCUCCUUCGACUUUGGCACAUUGGCGCUGGAGUCGAAGUUUGA